AUGAAGAUAGUGGCGUGGAACUGCCGGGGCCUGGGCAACCGCCCGGCAGUUCAGGGACUUCUGGACCUCCAAAAGUCGGAGAAGGCGGACAUCCUCUUCUUAAGUGAAACGAAGCUGGAUGAGUGGAGCACCAACGUACUCGGCGAUUUGGAGAUUUCCAGGAAGAGACUGAAAAGAGAGUUGAAGCUGUGUAGACGUGGGGCGAGAAGUAAAGCUAAUAUAGAAAAGGAGGGAGUCUUGCAGUAUAGAUUGGAGAAGGUGGAAAAUCAGAUUGACACAUACUGGAGACAAAGGGCACAUGUGAAGUGGAUGCAGUAUGGGGAUAGAAACACUGCUUACUUCCAUGCGGCGUGCUCUGAAAGGAAAAGAAGCAACAGAAUAGGGACUCUUAGAAAGGAUGAUGGGGGCUGGGUGGAGGAGGAAGGAGAGAAGAGGAGUUUUAUUUCUAACUAUUUUGCCACACUUUUCAGGUCAUCAGGAAACCGUGAUAAUCAACGGUUAUUAAAUUGUGUGCAUCGAAAGGUCACACCAGCUAUGAACAAUGAUCUGACCAAACCCUACACGCGGGUUGAAGUUGUGGCAGCCCUGAAAUCAAUCGGGAACCUAAAGGCUCCUGGUCCAGACGGCAUGCCGGCUCUCUUCUAUAAAGAAUACUGGGAUGAGAUUGGAGAAAAGGUAACUGGCGAGGUUUUGUAG
Molecule: messenger RNA, 696 nt
Organism: Sorghum bicolor (sorghum)
Lineage: Eukaryota; Viridiplantae; Streptophyta; Magnoliopsida; Poales; Poaceae
Exons: 2
Coding region: 1-696 (231 amino acids)
Source: RefSeq, a predicted model, not a curated record